AAGGUUCCGGGUCACUGACUAACUUGUGACAGAGCUACAGAAAAGUUGCGUUCCUGCUGGGGGUAAUAUGUUUUUGGGGAAAGCUAUAAUCUGGAAGUGUUUGGAGUGGAGGGUAUUUGAGAGGGGGCUGAGGCAAGUCAGAUGCCUCAGCUCAGGGAGUCAGCUGGACCUGGGGGGUAUUUAUCCUCCGAUAGUUAGCCCCUUUGACCAGAAGGGCCGGCUGCAAUAUCAGCAAUUGGAGAGCAACGUCCAGGGGUUCAGCAAGAUUCCAUUCCGAGGGCUGGUUGUUCAGGGCUCCAAUGGAGAGUUUGUCUUCCUGACCAGUGAGGAACGUGUUGAAGUGGUUCGGCGGGUGAGGCAGGUACUACCUGAGGAAAAGCUGCUGGUCGCUGGAUCAGGCUGUGAAUCCACGGAGGCCACCAUUGCAAUGACACUCAAGAUGGCUGAAGCAGGGGCGAAUGCGGUGAUGGUUAUCACUCCGUUUUACUAUCGGGGCAGAAUGAACAGUGCUGCUUUCAUCCAGCACUAUAUGCAGGUAGCAGAUGCCUCACCUGUGCCUGUUGUGUUGUACAGUGUCCCUGGCAACACUGCACUGGAGCUUCCAAUGGACGCAAUCCUCACACUAUCUCAACAUCCAAACAUCAUCGGGCUGAAGGACAGUGGGAACGAUAUCACAAGAAUCGCACUGAUUGUCCACAAAACCAGGAACCGGAAUUUCCAGGUGCUGGCUGGAUCAGCUGGAUUCCUGCUCUCUGCUUAUUCAGUAGGGGCUGUGGGUGGUGUGUGUGCGCUUGCCAAUGUCCUCGGAGAGCCUUUGUGCAGUCUGGAAAAGCUGUGCCUUGAGGGGAAGUGGGCAGAAGCCCGAGAACUUCAAUACAGGCUGAUUGAGCCAAACACAGCAGUUACGCAAAAGUAUGGCAUUGCAGCCCUCAAGGAGGCGAUGGGAUGGUUUGGAUAUUACGGGGGAUUUUGUCGUUCUCCCCUGCUGCCUUUGACUGAGGCAGAGAGAAAGGACUUGCGGAACAGCUUCACAUCCAACGGCUGGCUCUGAACUUGUCCACAGCAAACGCCACGGAUCAUGUGCUUGAGAUGGAGUUGCUUUUCAAAGUCUUGUAAAGUUGAGUGCUGUUAAAUAAUUGGUUAAUCAGUUGCAUCUCAUCUUCCCUCCCCUCCACUCUGACCUUCAUCUGCAAACUGGGGAACUGCUACAUUGAAAUUUUGUUUUUGUUCCACAGAGUUUGCAGGACAGAAACUGGCUGUUUGAUCAAUUACAAGGUUUAUGUUUGCUGUAAACUUCCCGUCACCUUUUCUGUUAAUUUCCCCAAUCAGCAUCCUCUACAUGCACUACCUAGAAUCUCCUCCAAUAACCCUCUGCCCUUUUGCCCUGAGUACUCCACAUGGCAGUGAAUUUCACACUUUCAUCAGGCUGUGGCUGAAUAAAAUUCUCCAGAAUUGGAUUAUUAA
Messenger RNA from Chiloscyllium plagiosum (whitespotted bambooshark), 1464 nucleotides. RefSeq names its product 4-hydroxy-2-oxoglutarate aldolase 1 (gene hoga1). Gene Ontology annotation, molecular function: (R,S)-4-hydroxy-2-oxoglutarate aldolase activity; 4-hydroxy-tetrahydrodipicolinate synthase activity. NCBI's taxonomy places the organism in Eukaryota, Metazoa, Chordata, Chondrichthyes, Orectolobiformes, Hemiscylliidae. The record is from RefSeq and is a predicted model, not a curated record. Gene Ontology annotation, biological process: glyoxylate catabolic process. Gene Ontology annotation, cellular component: mitochondrion.